UUACAGAAGGUAAAGACUGCCUCUUUAAAAUGUCUGGGCCAAGGCUGCAGGUGGAUUAACUAAACAAGAGGCACUUAGUACCAAACACAAUGGCCUAUUCUCGCUCACUGUAAUCCUUGUUGGUAUUGCAAGCGCUUUCAUAUGACUGCAGAGAAAAAGCCAUAACAAGCACCUCUCUCAAGACAGCUUUCAGCCGUUCAUAAAACACCCAAAUGUCAACCUCCCCACCAACCUCUUGUGAUUGGAUGCUCCUGGUUGAACAGAAGAAUAUAAAUGUUCGAGUCACAACGAUGGACGCAGAGCUGGAGUUUGCCAUUCUGCCCAGCACAAGUGGCAAACAGCUUUUUGACCAAGUGGUGAAGACAAUCGGGCUAAGAGAAACCUGGUUCUUUGGCCUUCAGUAUCAUGACAGCAAAGGCUUCUCCACCUGGCUUAAGAUGAACAAGAGGGUGACGGCUCAGGAUGUAAAGAAGAAUAACCCUUUGUUCAUCAAGUUCAGGGCCAAGUUUUACCCUGAAGACGUGGCUGAUGAGCUGAUCCAAGAGGCCACGCAACGCCUCUUUUUUCUUCAGGUAAAGGAGAGCAUCCUGAACGACGACAUAUACUGUCCACCCGAGACCGCGGUGCUCCUGGCCUCUUACGCCGUUCAGGUCAAACACGGAGAUUACAAGAAAGAUUAUCACGUCCCGGGAUACCUCACCAAGGAGAAGCUGCUUCCUCAGAGGGUUUUGGAGCAGCACAAGCUGAAUAAGAAUCAGUGGGAGGAAAGAAUCCAGGUGUGGCAUGAAGAGCACAAGGGAAUGCCAAGAGAGGACGCAAUGUUGGAGUAUCUGAAGAUCGCCCAGGACCUGGAGAUGUACGGGGUCAACUACUUCAACAUUAAGAACAAGAAAGGCUCAGAGCUGUGGCUGGGAGUGGAUGCUCUGGGACUGAACAUCUACGACAAAAAGGACAAGAUGACUCCAAAGAUUGGCUUCCCCUGGAGCGAGAUCAGAAACAUCUCRUUCAAUGACAAGAAAUUUGCCAUUAAGCCAAUUGACAAGAAAUCCCCGGACUUUGUUUUCUACGUUCCUCGCCUGCGCAUCAACAAACGCAUCCUGGCGUUGUGCAUGGGCAACCAUGACCUGUACAUGCGCCGACGCAAACCGGACACUAUCGAGGUGCAGCAGAUGAAGGCCCAGGCCAGAGAGGAGAGGAACAAGAGGAAAAUGGAGAGGGCUCUGCUCGAGAGUGAGAAAAAAAAGCGAGAAAAUGCUGAGAAGGAAACGGAGAAGAUUGCUCGGGAGACCAUGGAGCUGAUGGAAAGAUUGAGACAGAUUGAAGAGCAGACAAAGAGAGCUCAAGAUGAGCUGGAGGAGCAGACUCGGAGGGUGCUCGAGUUGGAGAAAGAAAGAACAACGGCUCAGGAGGAGGCAGAGCGUCUGGACAAGGACCACAAAGCUGCAGUGGAGGCUAAAGCGGCUCUGCUACAUGAUUCUGAAACCCAGAUCAGCAGCCAGGAAAACCUGGCCACUGAGCUGGCAGAGCUUACCUCUAAGAUCUCCCAGCUGGAAGAUGCCAAGAAGAAAAAGGACGAGGAGGCGAAGCGAUGGCAGAAAAGGGCGGUGGUGGUCGAAGCCGAUUUGGAGCGGACCAAAGAUGAGCUGAAGACUAAACUGAUGGGUGUCCAAAUCCAGAACUCAGUCCACCCACAAAUUCUUGAGCACGACGAGACAGACGAGAGCAGCGCAGAGGCGAGUGCCGAGCUGACUUCCCCGUGCACGGUCCAAGACCGCAGCGAGGAGGAGAGGGUAACUGAGACGCAGAAGAACCAGAGGCUGCAGAAAAACCUCAAGUUCCUGAGCGCCGAGCUGGCCAGAGCCGUGGAUGAGAGCAAGAAGACCCCCAAUGACCUGAUCCACGCUGAGAACGUGAGGGCAGGUCGUGAUAAAUACAAGACCCUGCGUCUGAUCCGGCAGGGCAACACCAAGCAACGCAUUGAUGAGUUUGAGUCCAUGUGAGACGCCUUUUUUUCUGAUUGCCCACUCAGGCUGAAAGCAGUAUGAUGAGAGAUUUGAUUUUUGUCAGAAAAGUAGCUGCUGAUUUUUUUUUCUCAAAAUGUGACAGCAAAUUAUUUACAAUGCUGUGCUUUGUUGCCUCUAAUCUUCCAUAAUGUUUCCUUUGAGAGGAUUUCACUUGGAGAAUUGCAGUUGUUCUUAAAAGUAGGUCACUUUUUUUAAUACGACAGGAGCAAAAAAAUAAAAAAUAAUUAAAUAAAAAAAGAACAUCCUCUGUCUGGUCCAGAGUUGUAAAYUUAUAUCUUUGCUCUGAUUUCUGUUGUUCUUCACAGUGUGAUUACACACAACUCCAGUUUUGGUUUGUUUUUACAAACAAUGUUAACUGAUUGAUGAUGUUUGAGGGGAUUGCUGUUAUUCCAAGAAUGCAGAAAUCCUUAUUUGUUCAUCUUAGAAAUAAAAAAAACAACAAAGAAGAACAA
Messenger RNA from Austrofundulus limnaeus, 2476 nucleotides. RefSeq names its product moesin. The transcript is spliced from 15 exons. Gene Ontology annotation, cellular component: cytoskeleton. Gene Ontology annotation, molecular function: actin binding. Lineage: Eukaryota; Metazoa; Chordata; Actinopteri; Cyprinodontiformes; Rivulidae. The coding region runs from base 213 to 2000 and encodes 595 amino acids. The record is from RefSeq and is a predicted model, not a curated record.